Molecule: messenger RNA, 2043 nt
Organism: Metopolophium dirhodum (rose-grain aphid)
Lineage: Eukaryota; Metazoa; Arthropoda; Insecta; Hemiptera; Aphididae
Product: S-adenosylmethionine synthase-like
Exons: 10
Coding region: 227-1456 (409 amino acids)
Biological process (GO): S-adenosylmethionine biosynthetic process
Cellular component (GO): cytosol
Molecular function (GO): methionine adenosyltransferase activity; ATP binding
Source: RefSeq, a predicted model, not a curated record
UCUGGACGAACCGUUCUUUCCGCACUUGGCAGCCGUACAAGCCGAUCGAAGCUUACAGGUUAGCAAUAGCAGCGACGGAAUCGGCACACCUGCUAUCAACACGAACCGCUGCCACGUCGAACUCUUCGUAACGGAAAACGCCGCAGCCGCAGCCAGAUCAAACGCCCGACAGCACCAGUGGCGCAGCACUACAGCGACUCACACCUGCACCUCAACCAAAAUCGUCAUGACCGAAGAAAAGAACUACGCGCACACCAAUGGGUUCGUCAACGGACACGGAAACGGAGCACUUCCGCCAGAGAGCCCGGACGGUGAGGUGUUCCUGUUCACUUCCGAAUCCGUCGGAGAAGGACACCCGGACAAAAUGUGUGAUCAGAUCAGUGAUGCUAUUUUAGACGCACAUCUGGAACAAGAUCCCGACGCAAAAGUGGCCUGCGAAACUGUUACCAAAACUGGAAUGGUUUUACUCUGUGGAGAAAUAACAUCCAAAGCCAAUGUUGAUUAUCAAAGAGUAGUUCGAGACACAAUUAAACAUAUAGGCUACGAUGAUUCAUCAAAAGGUUUUGAUUACAAGACAUGUUCGGUGAUGCUUGCUAUUGAUCAACAAUCUCCAAAUAUUGCUGCUGGUGUGCAUAUCAACAGGACUGCUGAGGAGGUUGGCGCUGGUGAUCAGGGCCUCAUGUUUGGCUAUGCUACAGAUGAAACAGAAGAAUGUAUGCCUUUAACAGUGGUACUUGCUCACAAGCUUAACGAAAAAGUAGCCGAACUCCGAAGAAAUGGAGUACUUUGGUGGGCACGCCCUGACACUAAAACACAGGUAACAUGUCAAUACUGCUUGGUUGGCGGUGCUUGCAUUCCACAAAGAGUUCAUACAGUUGUAAUAUCUGUGCAACAUUCUGAUAAGAUUUCCCUAGAAGACUUACGGCAAGAAGUUAUGUCUAAAGUUGUUAAGACAGUGAUCCCUUCUCAGUAUCUUGAUGACAAAACCGUUUUCCACAUAAAUCCAUGCGGCCAAUUCGUAAUGGGUGGUCCUCAAUGCGAUGCUGGCUUGACGGGAAGAAAAAUUAUUGUUGAUACUUAUGGUGGUUGGGGAGCUCACGGAGGUGGUGCAUUCUCUGGUAAAGACUUCACUAAAGUUGACAGAUCUGCCGCAUAUGCUGCUCGUUGGGUUGCUAAGUCUUUAGUAAAAUCUGGACUUUGCAAACGUUGUCUUGUUCAAGUAUCUUAUGCUAUUGGAGUAGCAGAGCCAAUAUCAAUUACACUUUUUCAUUAUGGCACAUCUACUAAAACUCAAAAAGAAUUGUUGAAAAUUGUAAACAGUAAUUUUGAUUUAAGACCAGGAAGAAUAGUAAGGGAUUUAAAUCUACGAAACCCAAUCUACCAAAAGACAAGCACAUAUGGACAUUUUGGUCAUGACAUAUUUCCUUGGGAAAAAUCUAAGGUUUUGGUCGAGUAAUAAAUGGCGGACUUCUUACUCACUGUGUAUGAUUCAAAACUAAAGCUUUGAAUUUUUUAUUAUGAUUUUUUUUAACAUUAACGAAUCAAAUGUUGCCACUUUUUCAUAGUGUUAAGAUACAUUAUUAAAAAUAUUAGUAUUUGCAUAGGUUUCCCUUAGUUUAAACAUAUUAUAAUAAUUUUUUAUUGAUAAAUUUGAUUUCCUUAAAAGAAAAAUAAUAUUAUUAUAAUUAAUAAGUCAUUGUUACGCCAUGUAAAUAAGAAGUCUAAACAUUACGAGGCACUUAAUUAUUUACCUUUUUGGUCUGUUAAACAAAAUUUGAGCAUAGUUGCUUUUUAAUCUUGAUCAAUCACUAUUUGUUAGUAUAUGUCAAUAAAAACUAAAUACCAAUUUAAUUACUAUUAUAUCAUCUCAUCAUAUUCCAUGAAAAUAUGUGUACAUAUAUUUUGUACGUGUACAUGAAUAUUAAGAUAUAUUUUCCAUUUUUUUAUUUAAUUAUUUUUUUUCCUUAGUGAUUUAUUAUUAUCUAUUAUAUUUUUUUUUUAUUCAAGUUUAGCACAAUCUUAGGACGUAAAUUUAGCAUACCG